Messenger RNA from Myotis brandtii (Brandt's bat), 3196 nucleotides. RefSeq names its product myocardin (gene MYOCD). The record is from RefSeq and is a predicted model, not a curated record. Lineage: Eukaryota; Metazoa; Chordata; Mammalia; Chiroptera; Vespertilionidae. Gene Ontology annotation, biological process: cardiac muscle cell differentiation; smooth muscle cell differentiation.
AUGGAUGGUGGAGGGCUGGGGCCCAGAGCGGCUGUGACUCUCCACGGAGACUCCAAGCAUUCCGCCGCUGCUCAGAGCGAGAUGUCUGGGCAGCUUGGUUCCGUGAUCUGGUCAAUACUAAUCCAAGCCACAGCAGCCACAUACUUACUGCAAAGCCUUGCGCUGAGAGGUCCAGCUGUGUUCCAUGAGCAAAGAAAGAAUUCGGACAGUGACCAGACAGAAGACGCCCUGCAGCGCAAGGUCAGAAGCAGGCCCGACCGCGCCCACUCGGCUACUAUGCACAUACUCCAGGCCUCCACAGCAGAGAGGUCCCUUCCCGCUGCUCAGAUGAAGCUGAAAAGAGCCCGACUUGCAGAUGAUCUCAACGAAAAAAUUGCUCUCCGGCCGGGGCCGCUGGAGCUGGUGGAGAAGAACAUACUCCCUGUGGAUUCUACUGUGAAAGAGGCCAUCAAAGGGAACCAGGUGAACUUCUCCAAAUCAGCAGAUGCCUUUGCCUUCGACGAGGACAGCAGCAGCGACGGGCUUUCUCCAGAUCACACUCGAAGCGAAGACCCCCAGGGCCCAGCGAGGUCCCCCCCAGACACCAAAGCUACGGAGACCCCUUUGGCAGGUCCUCCGGGGACAAUCCAGGAUCUAACUUCUGGCUCAGAAAAUGACAGGAAUGACUCGGUCUCACAGCCCAGCAACCAGUCAGACACAGGGAAGCAGGGGCUCGGCCCCCUCAGCACCACCAACCCCGGGCACGCUGCUGUGAAGUCCAAGUCCUUGAGCGACAGUAAGAACCGCCACAAGAAGCCCAAGGACCCCAAGCCAAAGGUGAAGAAGCUCAAGUACCACCAGUACAUCCCCCCGGACCAGAAGGCGGAGAAGUCGCCGCCGCCCAUGGACUCGGCCUACGCGCGGCUGUUACAGCAGCAGCAGCUGUUCCUGCAGCUGCAGAUCCUCAGCCAGCAGCAGCAGCAGCGCUUCGGCUACACCAGCAUCCACCCCGCUCAGCUCAAGGAACCAAACGAGCAGAUGGUCAGAAAUCCAAACUCUUCUUCAACACCACUGAGCAGUACCCCUUUGUCUCCUGUCAAAAACAGCUUUUCUGGACAAACCAGUGUCUCUUCUCUCAAGCCAGGCCCACUUCCAUCAAACCUGGAUGAUCUGAAGGUGUCCGAGUUAAGACAGCAGCUUCGGCUCCGAGGCCUGCCCGUGUCAGGCACCAAGACGGCGCUCAUGGACCGGCUGCGGCCCUUCCAGGACUGCGCGGGGAGCCCCGUGCCCAGCUUCGGGGACAUCACCACCGUCACCUUUCCCGUCACGCCCACCGGCACUCUGCCCCAUUACCAGUCCUCCCCGUCCGCAGGCGCCUUGUCCAAUGGCUUCUACCACUUCGGCAGCACCAGCUCCAGUCCCCCCAUCUCGCCCGCCUCCUCCGACCUGUCACUGGCCGGGUCCCUGCCCGACACCUUCCACGACGUGUCCGAGUUAAGACAGCAGCUUCGGCUCCGAGGCCUGCCCGUGUCAGGCACCAAGACGGCGCUCAUGGACCGGCUGCGGCCCUUCCAGGACUGCGCGGGGAGCCCCGUGCCCAGCUUCGGGGACAUCACCACCGUCACCUUUCCCGUCACGCCCACCGGCACUCUGCCCCAUUACCAGUCCUCCCCGUCCGCAGGCGCCUUGUCCAAUGGCUUCUACCACUUCGGCAGCACCAGCUCCAGUCCCCCCAUCUCGCCCGCCUCCUCCGACCUGUCACUGGCCGGGUCCCUGCCCGACACCUUCCACGACGCCGUCCCUCCCGAGCUGGACGGGCUGGACUCCGAGAAGGACAAGAUGCUGGUGGAGAAGCAGAAGGUGAUCAACGAGCUCACCUGGAAGCUGCAGCAGGAGCAGCGGCACGUGGAGGAGCUGCGCCUGCAGCUGCAGAAGCAGAAGCGGCAAAGGUCGCCGCAGCACUCGCCGCUCGGGGCUGUGAAAAGCCCGCAGCACAUCAGCUUGCCCCCGUCGCCGAACAACCAUUACUUCCUACCUUCGUCCGCAGGUGCUCAGGGAGAAGGGCACGGGGCCUCCUCACCUGCCAGCACCCAGGUGUGUACUGCACAGAACUCAGGGGCACACGAGGGCCAUCCUGCAAGCUUCUCCCCCCAGCCUUCUGGCCUCCACCCCCCUUUCUCUGGAGCCCAGGCAGAUAGCAGUCAUGGUGCUAUGGGCAAUCCUUGUCCCCAAAGCCCAGGUGUACAGCAAAAGAUGGCUGGUUUGCAGUCUUCUGAUAAAGCAGGACCAAAGUUUUCAAUUCCAUCCCCAACAUUUCCUAAGUCAACUUCAACAGUUGCAGAGAUAACACAGCCUCCAUCCUAUGAAGAUGCGGUAAAGCAGCAAAUGACUCGCAGUCAGCAGAUGGACGAACUCCUGGAUGUCCUCAUUGAAAGUGGAGAAAUGCCAGCUGAUGCCAGAGAGGAUCAUUCGUGUCUUCAAAAGGUCCCAAAGAUGCCUAGGUCUUCCCGAAGCCCCACUGCUGCCCUCCCCAAGCCUUCUUCUCCCUUUGAACAAGCGUCUUCAGGAGGCCAGCUCUCAUUUGAUCACUAUGGCACAGACAGUGAUGAGCACCUUGAAGUCUUAUUAAAUUCCCACAGCCCCUUGGGAAAGGUGAGCGAUGUUGCCCUUCUAAAAAUUGGGAGUGAGGAGCCUUCUUUCGAUGGCAUAAUGGAUGGAUUCUCUGGGAAGGCUGCAGAAGACCUCUUCAAUGCGCACGAGAUCUUGCCAGGUCCCCUCUCCCCGAUACACACUCAGUUUUCACCUUCUUCUGUGGACAGCAGUGGGCUGCAGUUAAGCUUCACUGAAUCUCCCUGGGAAACCAUGGAGUGGCUGGACCUCACUCCCCCAAGUUCCACACCAAGCUUCAGCUCACUCAGCACCAGCGGCCCGAGCAUCUUCAACAUCGAUUUUCUGGAUGUCACAGAUCUGAAUUUGAAUUCCCCCAUGGACCUGCACUUACAGCAGUGGUAGAAUGCCUGAUGCAAAAAUGCUAAGGAAGGCCAACAGGAAUUCUACAACCACAAAUACUUGUAUUGUAUUACCCAAAAGGAGGAGCAGGAGAAGGGGGAGGGAGAGGAGGAAGAAAUUUAAAAGAAGCAGUGGAGAUUUCUAUGACUAUCAACAGCACAAAUAGGAGUCCUUUAUAUAUAUAUAUAGUAAUACUUACCAACAUUCA